Juglans regia (Persian walnut) is the source of this 3834-nucleotide messenger RNA. RefSeq names its product protein phosphatase 2C 32-like. Lineage: Eukaryota; Viridiplantae; Streptophyta; Magnoliopsida; Fagales; Juglandaceae. Gene Ontology annotation, biological process: protein dephosphorylation. The transcript has 4 exons. The record is from RefSeq and is a predicted model, not a curated record. The coding region runs from base 794 to 3523 and encodes 909 amino acids. Gene Ontology annotation, molecular function: protein serine/threonine phosphatase activity.
AAACCCCAAGAAAGAGACCCUCCUUGAUGAACUCGUCUUUGAUUCUUCAUCAUCUGACCAAAUCCCAAUUUUUUAUGCAUAUUUUUUUUUAAUAUAAAUAUGUUUCAACCAAGUUGUACAUAUUCUGAUAUUCUUUUCUCCUCUCUUGCUCUGGUCUGCUCUGCUCAUUUCUCCCCCAUUUAGUCAAAGUGCGCACCCCAAGUCUAUCUUUGAUUUCUCACCGUAAAAAGCUAUUUUCAAUCGUUUUUUGCUAGUUUUUUCCACUCUUGCACAGUUGUGCGUGUCUGCAUGUUUCAAUCAUAUGGGUAUAUUGCGUUCUCUUAUUUGGAUAUUUGUCAGAUUCCACAAAGAUAAUCUGAAAUGGGUUUGUGUGUUUGUUUGUUUCUGAUGUGUUCCAUUCACUGAUUCAUCGUCCUUUGGCGUCCCUAGAUCUGUUAGCGGCUCUGCUCGAUCCGCUGCUUUAUUCUUGCCUUGCCACUAUCCACAAGGUCAGAUCAUUGGAUUUUACCAUUUAACGUGCCGCUUUGUUUCAUUUUCUGCUUGCUAGUCUAGUUGACGUGUUGGUUUGCACUAAAAGAUAAACAAAAAGUUGGGUCUAUGUUUUAUGAAAAACAGUAUGCUUCGAGUCUGAGACUGAUGAUGAGCAGGAGCCAACAUAUCAAUAAGGUGGUACUGGGCUUCAUUGGGUUUUUGCCAAUUCGGCUGAAUUCUUUUCUUCUGCAUUUGUUCAUGGUGCAUAGUUACAUACACCCUCCAUCUGAGAGGAAUCUCUUGUAAGUUCUAGACGUAAUUAAUGGGUAACGGCACUUCUCGUGUUGUAGGCUGUUUUAUACCUUUCAAUGAGAAAAGCGGUGUUGAUUUGGAGUUCUUAGACCCACUAGAUGAAGGAUUAGGCCAUUCCUUCUGUUAUGUUAGGCCGUCUAUUUUUGAAUCUCCUGCCAUUACCCCAUCAAACUCUGAAAGGUAUACUGUUGAUUCGAGCACCCUUGAUUCUGAGACAUUAAGUGGAUCAUUUAGACAUGACAUGAUAGAUGAUCCCUUGGGAUUACACAGACUAAACAAGAGCGUCCCGGAAACUACAUUUAAAACUAUCUCAGGUGCUUCGGUCAGUGCCAAUGUUUCUACAGCUAGGACCGGUAACCAGAGUGCAUUGUUUGCCAGUGAUGUUCAAGAGCCUGCUGCAUCCUUUGAGAGCACAUCCUCAUUUGCUGCAAUACCUUUGCAGCCCGUACCUCAUUGCUCUGGACCAUUGAGUGGAUUCAUGUCUGGACCUCUUGAAAGAAGUUUUACUUCAGGCCCUUUGGAAAGGGGAGGGGGUUUCAUGUCUGGGCCAAUUGAGAAGGGUGUAAUGUCUGGUCCGCUUGAUGCCACCGAUAAGUCUAACUUCUCUGCACCCCUUGCACGAAUUGGUCAAAGACCAGGCCUUCAGCGUCUCAUGAGGAGCGUGAGUGGGCCAAUGAGGAGCACUUUUUCCCGGGCAUUCUCAAAACAUUCUGGGGGGCCUGGUUGGAUGCAACGCUUUUUCUUGAAUUCAGUGUCUCAAUUGGCCUGGCAUCCUAAAGAACCAAAGUUUCAGCCAGAUACCUCACGAAAUUGUCUUGAAGGGGUGCCAUCCGAAGGGGAGUAUAGAUGUACUCACGACUUGCAAUGGGCUCAUGGAAAGGCUGGUGAAGAUAGGGUUCAAGUUGUGCUUUCUGAAGAACAAGGAUGGUUGUUUAUUGGAAUAUAUGAUGGAUUUAGUGGACCAGAUGCACCAGAUUUUCUGAUGAGCCAUCUUUACCAAGCUAUAGACAGAGAACUGGAAGGACUGAUUUGGGAUUAUGAAGAUAAACCUCUUAAUGAUCAAUUAAAACCCGAACUCCUUAAGACUGGGCAUACAAAAGUGGCUUCAGAGUCCAGCAAGGAGGAACAGUCGAAACCUCAUUCAAGUCAAGUAAUUUAUCCUAGUUUAGAGGAUUCAUGUAGGCCUGCAGUUGUCAAAGGUCAAUCUUCUAACUGCGAGAUAGUUGAGGAAAAUGAAGAACUUGGGAUGGGUGUUGAACCUAAUGGUGAAAAGCCCAGCAUCGUAGGAACAACAGCGGUUUCUGUUCCAGCUGCAAACUUAACUGGUCAAGGCAGGAAAAGCACACGGCUUUAUGAACUACUUCAGAUGGAGCCUUGGGAUGGACGGGAUUCUUUGUUAGUCUCGGAGGUCAGGAAGCGAAGAGUGGUAUCAUGGGAUUGUCAAUUGAGUCAAGAAACCUCGGAUUCUAGCAAAACCUUACAUGAAGAUCAGGUAAGAUCUUGCUCUUUAAAUGCCAAAGGAGAUAGUCGUAGCCAUCGGGGUGAAGAUCCUACCACUUCAGGUGAAGAUGUAGGGGCGAGGUUUGAAUCUAUUAAUCAUGGUGUUAUACCUGCUCUUUAUGUUUCAAGGCAAAGAAAGAAUACUAGAAAGUCAUUAAUUGGUUCAAAGAUUAGAAAAAUGUAUCAGAAGCAAAAAUCCUUACGCAAGAAACUUUUUCCGUGGAAUUAUGAUUGGCACAGAGAGGAGAUUGGUGUUGAAAAGAGAAUGGUGGAACCCUCUGGACCUAUUAGAAGAUGCAAAUCUGGUGUUAUUGAUCAUGAUUUGGUUUUAAGGGCGAUGGCUCGAGCUCUUGAAAGGACUGAAGAGGCUUACAUGGAAUUGGUGGAAAAGGCUCUUGACAAAAACCCGGAACUUGCGUUAAUGGGAUCAUGUGUUCUAGUGAUGUUAAUGAAGGAUCAAGAUGUGUAUGUCAUGAAUCUUGGGGAUAGCCGUGUGAUCUUGGCUCAAGAAAGACCAAAUGACCGUUAUCCGAAUCCAAAUUUUUUGAAAGAUGAUGCGAGGCAUCGGAAUAGAUCCAGAGAGUCAUUAGUGCGUAUGGAGCUGGACAGAAUAUCAGAGGAUUCUCCCAUGCAUAAUCAGAACAGUCAGAUUAGCAAGAUAAAUAAAAACCGGGAGAUUUCAUUAUGCAGAUUAAAGAUGAGAGCAGUUCAGCUUUCCAUUGAUCACAGCACAAGCAUGGAAAAGGAAGUUUUUAGAAUUAGGGUCGAACAUCCGGAUGACAACCAGGCUGUAUUCAACGAUCGAGUGAAGGGGCAAUUGAAAGUAACUAGAGCGUUUGGUGCUGGGUUUCUGAAGAAGCCAACUUGUAAUGAAGCUCUGCUGGAGAUGUUUCGGAUUGAAUAUGUGGGAACUCUUCCUUAUGUCAGCUGCAUUCCUUCCCUUCUUCACCACCGACUUUCCUCUAGUGAUCAAUUCCUGGUACUCUCCUCUGAUGGACUGUACCAGUACUUUAACAAUGAAGAGGUAGUUGCCCAUGUCACUUGGUUCAUGGAAAAUGUUCCUGAAGGUGAUCCUGCACAGUACCUCAUCACGGAGCUUCUCUUCCGUGCUGCUAAGAAGAAUGGAAUGGAUUUUCAUGAACUACUGGAUAUUCCGCAUGGGGAUCGGCGCAAAUAUCACGAUGAUGUUUCUGUUAUGGUGGUUUCACUUGAAGGAAGAAUCUGGAGAUCAUCUGGAUAGUUGUUUAAAACAACUACACACACACACACAACACUCUUUUGGUUCCUGUCUCUCUCUCUCUCGGCUAGGCUUUUCGCAUUUGUCCACGGCCUCAACAAUUCACAGUUUCAGGCAAGAGGAUUCUGACCAUGUUGCUAGGAUAAAAGGCUGCCGCCUUAAUGACUUGCACCAUAAAUUUUCUCCAUUCAAGGAUACUGUAUACUUGGUCUUUAUGAUUACGUGAUCGGUGCCUAGCUUGAUCCCACUUCCACUUUCCCCCCAUGUGCACUGCUGUUCUUCAGUGUUUCGCAUCUAAAAACGCUUUCAUAUCA